Pieris macdunnoughi is the source of this 768-nucleotide messenger RNA. Lineage: Eukaryota; Metazoa; Arthropoda; Insecta; Lepidoptera; Pieridae. The record is from the annotation of a GenBank genome assembly.
AUGCAAAACGAUGUUUGCCAGAGAAUGAACGUUGAUGAUGGAAGUAGAAAGUAUCAAUGUGAUCAUUGCAAGCGUCUGUACUAUUCAAAGGGCGAAGUACGAUCGCACAUUAAAUGGACCCACUUACAACACGCAGGCGGUCAUGCCUGUACCUGUGGUAGAGUGUUUAGGACCCCAGUGCGUCUGCGAGACCACAUCGCCACACGCCAUUUGGGAGCCGUCCCACCUCGGGACAAACAUUGUCCGCAUUGUCAGAAGGCGUUUGCGAAUCAGCAAGUUCUAACUCGGCACAUAAAGUCUCACGCAGGUGAGAUGUUCCCGUGUACCGAGUGUGGAAGAGAGUUCAAGACGCAGUCUUAUGUCAAGGUGCACUAUCAGGUCGCGCACUUGCACAUGACGCGUGCACAAAUACGAAGGCAGAAUAAGAGGAAACUUAUCAUGGUGGAGGAUAUGAAUCCUCAAUCACCAACAAAAGAAGAAGAGCUAUAUGGUUGUAAUGAGUGUGGAAAGAAGUUCAAAACUCAAUCUUAUGUCCGCAUUCACUAUUUCACAAAACAUCUGAACAUGACUCACGCGCAGGCGAAAAAGAAAUGCAGGGAAUUACGUUCCAUAACCCAAUUGCCUGGAUGUUCCAAAGAUCCCAUGCAAAUUGAAGAAGUAUUUGUCAAGACCGAACCAGAAGACGCUGAAGACGCCGAAGAACCGAACGGCAUAAAAAUACCAAUGUUUGAAACAUUUGUUGACAUCCAGAGGGAAUCCAUCGUUUAG